CUCAAUGACGUCAACGACACGUGUGUGCACAUGCCGUGCAGCGCACGAGCAGCAGAUGACCAAAGCCAUGUCAUCGCCCCAAACACCACACCACACCACAACACAGCACAACACAACAUCAAACACACACAGCAUAACUUCAAACACACACGCGCACCGCAACACACCAAACCACCCCCGCCAUCGAACACAAGCACGAGCGGGGUGUCUGCUAUUUUUAAACCACGUGACGUGGUGGCCAUCUCUUACUCAUCGCGACACGACCUCCCUGCUCGAUCAUCACACAGUUGACCACGCCGCUGGCAUCGCCGUCCAGCUCGUUCCAUGAACCAAAGAUGCUCCCGCGAAACCAGAGCUCGCUCAUGCUCUCUGCGCGCACGCAGCGCUCCCUGAGCGGAUUCGGAUACAUGGACGUUGGCCUGCCACCAGCCAGCCCCAGCGACAACGAGUGGCUCGAAGAGGAUCAGUCGGUCACCGUGUUUUUGAUUGCAGCAUACUCAAAAUACUCCUGUCCUUACGUUUGGGUACGGACGAACCACGAGAGGUUGGUGAAGUUAACGGGGGACGCACCCGAGGAAAAGGACAAUCCGCUCAAGCUUCGCACAACCACAACUUGGGCAUCAGAAGAUGUCAAGCUGUGGGACAUCGUCACGGAGUUGAUUGAGGUGUGCGCCGUUCCUGUUCCGACAAACCCAUUUGCCGUCGACUUUAGCUUUUUCGAAUGUUUACCGACGGGCGAAGCCGUGGUCGCAUCUGGCGCGAUGAUCCACUUGCUGCAGCGGCUCUUGCAAAGUCAUACGCCUCGAUAUCACAGCAGCAUUGUGCGUGAUUUGCAGAAUCUUCUCAAGCUGCACUUUGAGCAGCUGUUGGUGCACCAUCGGACCGAGUGCCGACAACUGCGCCCGCGCAUGACGACGCUCGAGGACCUCAUUCCAACAGAGGGCUCUGCCACCAACGAAUAAGCUAGUCAUUGUUUGCUCUGUGUGUGUGUGUGUGUGUGUGUGUG
Molecule: messenger RNA, 1006 nt
Organism: Salpingoeca rosetta
Lineage: Eukaryota; Choanoflagellata; Craspedida; Salpingoecidae
Exons: 7
Coding region: 336-962 (208 amino acids)
Source: RefSeq, a predicted model, not a curated record